Molecule: messenger RNA, 6631 nt
Organism: Eleginops maclovinus (Patagonian blennie)
Lineage: Eukaryota; Metazoa; Chordata; Actinopteri; Perciformes; Eleginopidae
Product: titin-like
Exons: 3
Coding region: 90-4514 (1474 amino acids)
Source: RefSeq, a predicted model, not a curated record
GGACUUCAUUGGACCUCUUAUCACCUCAUGAGCAGCAAGGACAUUUAUAUGAAAGCUUGAAUUAAAAGAUCUGUGCAUCAGACCAAAAGAUGGAGUUCUGGCCAGAGAAUCAGACACAGUCGCCUUUAUACUCCAAAUUUGGAACCGUUUCUGGGAGAAAUUGUUCACAUAGUCCCCACGACAGACAUCAGGUUCCCCAUUAUCCACUGUACCACGGUGAUCAGCAGGAACAGAACAGGGAGUCCAGCUACUGGACUGUACCAGGAUCAAGAACAGGAGGGGCUCCACAGGAGUACACUCAAUGGACCGACCAAGAUCUGAUAGCUGCUACAUCUUCUCACUUCCCUUUUAUUCUUGAGCGUCACACUCAGCAGCACCAGGACCAGGGAGACCAUCAGCCACAGGAAGCCAGAGACAGAGAGUGGACAGCAGCUCAACGAUCAUCGAGGGAAUAUGAGAGAGGAUUUCUGAGGGAAGGGUGGCAUAGAAGGUGGGAGCCCUGUGGUCCUGUCCGCUACAACAGGGAAGUUUCUGCAAAGAGGAGCGACAGCAGCUAUCGGGAGCUGGAAGCUUGGGCAGCUCGAUACAGCCAUUCACUUCCAAGGAGGAGACGUAUAGAGGCAGAGUUGAGAGGCGCCUCUCAGGGGCUGCCUGAGAGCAACAGGGCUCCUGGGAGGGACAGCAGGAGUGGGACAGAUCCUCGUUUGGAAGCGCUGCAACAAGUCAGACAAUCUGCAAACAUCAGAGAAUCAGGACUAUGGGACAGAGGAGGCAGACAACAAGCUCCAAACUAUUAUACAUUACAGACAUCUGCCAGCGACAAAGGCAACAUGUUAGACAUGAAAGAAAAGAUUGGCUACCAACAGAGGGUGUUCAGCCAACCUCCUGGCUACAUUGCUCCUCCUCCCUAUGACAGCCCACAUAAAGGUUCACCUGUGUUGAACCAGUAUGAUACGAGCUGGGAGCAGGAAGGUAAGAGACAAACUUACUUGUCACAGCCUAAACUCAGAAAGCAGGAUGUCUCUGUAGAUUUGCAAUCACACAGAAAAGGUGAGAAAGAGCAGUUUAUAAAACAAGUUGGGAUCCUAAAAAGCUUUUCAGAGCUUGAAGGACUGAAGCACAAACACAAGGAGACGAGAAGUCUUUUUAGUGUGCAGGAAACACACAUGCAAAAUGAGGGUAUGUUGUCUCUGCAACAGCCACAAGUGUUACAAGCAGUUGAGAAUAAAAAGAUUAACGAGGAGUCAUACUCAAAAGUCAUUGAAGGAAGAAAGUUUAGAUUAAACAAAAAGACAGGUGGGUUGACCAUAUUUUGCCUGGUGUCAAGAAUAGCAGGCACCACAGAAACCCCUUCUUUGCCACUCUGUACCUUGCAAACAAACAACGAAAACACAGAAUUGAGAAGUGUUUCAAAAGGUCUAUGGGACAAUAGUGACUUUAACCAAAAACACAAACUUGCUGAUGAGGUAGACUUCAGAGCGACAACACUCACAGAGCAGUCAAAUACCUCUGAUGCUACAUAUGUCAAGAGGGACUCGCCAACCUGUUUAGAAAGUGAGAUGUUUGACGAUACGAUAGCUAAGACAGAUCUUUUUCCAGCAGAGGCGCAUACAAAUAGUGCUGAUUCUGCUUAUGGGAGACAAGUUGCUCAGUCAAUGCAGCCUGUGUCAGUAAAAUAUCCUUUGUGGAGGGAGCCUAGUAUCUCAAGCAGGACUGAAACUGAGAGUUCAUCUACAUGUUUUAAGGCAGACAGUGAAGACGGAGAAUCAGAUGUGGAACACCAAGGGGAGUCUGGUAAAGGCCAUGUAACUGAGGUUGAAGUAAGGACACUUGACAUCAAGACAGACCCACAAUCUGAGGACAGUAAUGAUCCACUGCUUAACGACAAAACCUGUGUUUGUGUUCAAAUGGAGCAGAUUCCCACUCCCAAGAAAGAACAUGUUCUGUAUUUACACAACCAGCACAGUCCACUUCAAUCAACUAUCCCUCCUGAAUGUUUUGAAUCAAACAGUCAGAUGGAUAAGGAUGACCUCAACACGGAACCGAAGCCUUUCCAUAUUAAUGACAUGUACAGGAACGAACUAGACUCUAAUCCUAUGGAGAAAAAGGCACCCAGCGAAGAAAAUCAAAUCUCUUCCCUCUGCAGGUCCUUAUCAUCAGUUUCUGGAAAGGAGACGUUGGAGGAGCGUGCUGAAAGGAUCUUAGGAAUCCCUUUUCUUGACUGUAUUACUAUGCAGCAACCUGAAGAAGCAUCAUCAUUUCUUGGCUUUUGUGUGGAGGACCCAGAGGUUAAACCUUUUAAUAUUGAUGAACGAAUCCCAGAUGACCAAAGGAAAGAGGAACAGAAUGAGUUGGAGGCUGUCAAAUCUGUGGGUGCCUCGUGUUUGCAAGAGAAUGAUGUUGGCAAUGAUCUGGCGGAAAAUGAAGAUGGUAGGGAUUGUGCAGGACUUCAGGAUCAGGUGUCUAAUACGUCUCAAGCGAACAACAUUGACUCGCAGCUCGAAAGUGACAUCAAACCUUUAUCUGCAACUGAAAUGACAGAGAAUGCCCUUAAACCCGUGACAACUGAGAAGGAAGAACAGGAUACCUCUUCCCAUCAUUCCUCUCAGUUUCUCAGUCCACCCAACGACCUCUCUAAUUCUUCUUUGUGUUCACCCUUCCCAGACCUUGAGGCACCAAGCCCUGAUCUACCUCUCAUGCUCUCAUCCUCUGACCCUACACAUCUUUUGCAUAUCUCAAAAUCAGAAAUGGAAGAUAGUCCUGAUCCUGAGUUGAUUACCCUCAAAUCCGCAGGAAGUCCUGGCUCUGAAAACUCUUCUCUGCCUCACGACCCAUCACCUCUAUCUAGUGCAUCGACUGACUUUUCCCCAAGCCCUUCUCCUCUUGAUUUUAUAUAUCAAAUUGCUGAAGCAGUGUCCGCUGUAGGGAUACGGGAUGAAGAGGGUAAAACGUCACAGCAAAUAAACAAUGUGAUCAGUGACACCUUUGAGGACGUGGUAAAAGAAAUUACAGAAGAGAUAGUGUCACAACAAGUUGAAAGUGCCCAAACAGAUGAUGCUACUUCUGUCCAAGAGAGCGAUGUCACGGAUGAACAACAAACAAAAGAAGCAGAUAAGAGUCCUACGGACAACAUCAUGGAACAAGCAGUUGUGCCAUCCAAAGAAAAUGCCAAAGAGGUCGACAUUUUGGAGGAACGACUUGAAUGUUUAGAAGUAGAGGAUGGUGUUUGUGUUAAAGAGACGUGUUCGACUGAAGAGCAGCUAUCACCAGAAGAAGUCCAUGAGGAACCUACAGGUUGUUUGGAUCAGUCAAUAUCUCAAGAACAUGAUACUGACAGUGAAACACUUACAGAGGCUUUGCAGCAGCAAUUUGAUAAUGGCCAAGAAAAGGAUUCUUAUAUACAAGAGAGUGACAUGACUGAGGAGCAAUCACACAUUGAAGCAGAUGAGGACCCAGCUGUUCAGGAACAGACCCAAUCCACAGAAAAUGAUGCUCAAUCUGAAAUAGAGAUCAAAAUCUUGCAGGAUAUUCAACCACACUCUGAAACCUUUAAAUCUUCUCCUCCCUCACCUUCAGACUCAGACUGUGAAGGGUCUCAAUCAGCUUCAGAUGUGCUAUCACCACCAGAGCAUUGUCCUACACCAAACAUAUCGAACAAGACAGACAUAGAGUUUGAUUCUCUUUUGGAAAUGGAUUCAGUCUGUCCCUCCGCUCUCAAUCCUGAUGCUGGUACCGCUGCUGGCAUUCAAGAAAUGGUCCAUCCUACUCUUCAUCAGGACUCUUGUGAAGAACCAAUUGAGUUCUCAUCUUCAUCUUGCACUGACUCACCCUUACUCCUUCUUUCCAGCUCUUCAACUCUUCUUCCGCAAGAAGACAGUGUAAGUUAUGACCCUGACUUAACACUCAAAGAAGAACCUGAGUAUCCAAUGUCUCUGUGGGAUGCGGUAAAUCGUAUAAGGAAACACACAGCACCUGACUCUGAGAAUGAGGAGGAGGAAGUAAGUGAGUUGUGGGAUCCAGAGAAUGGCGGGGAGGACUUGGGUUUACCAGACAUAGUAGUGGGCAUCAAAUCAUCAAAGAGGAAAGUCUUUGAUGGCUUCAAUGUCUUAACAGCAGGAAGUGGUGAGGACAAAGAGGAGGAACAAAUCAAGAAGGAUCCAUGUCAUGAAGAGCCAAGCGCAUAUGCUGAAGAAGACACACUGUCCUGCAGCAGCCACGGCUCUGGGGACACCGUCAUUGAAGCAGAAGAAGACGAGGUCGAGGAAAUGCCUAAUGAUGAUGGGACAGAAAGCAAGACAGGUGAGGACGAUCGGAUGGCUGAGGAAGAGCAAUGCAGCUCUGUUGAAGUAGAAGGUGCAGCUAAGGAAAAGUACCCAGUUGAGGAGGAGUAUAUAACAAGCAGGGCUGUGGAAAUGGCACAAACAGGGCCAGAAGAAAAUGAAAAAGUUGUUUUAAUGACAUCAGAGGUUUCAGAUGAAGCGAUCGUUGAAAGUGAGCCUGUAAAAGAAAUUUGAUAAACAAGGAACUUUAAGUCUGUGAUAUUUAUCCAAUAAUAUUAUUUGAUUGUGCCUGAAGCAAUUAAGCAGAUAUUUACUUUAUAUUUUAUUUUCGGCUAAACCUGUUUGAGCUAGUAUUGAUGCAAUUACUAUCGUCAUAGCAUUGUAGGAAUUUGACAUUAGUGAGACCGGAUCAGAUCCCAUAGUAAAGCUUAAUUGUAUGUGGUACAGUAGUUCUGGAGGUUUCACUGUUGUUUAUCUGAUUUCAAAAUCUAGACAUUUUUUCUGUUUGAUCUGAAGUUAUGUCAAACACCAAAAUUAGAAUAUAGUGGUUUAAUUGUUGAGUGUUUAUGGAAUCAUAAUAAGAUUAUCAUGAUUUCAUAAGGCGGGGCGGGUCUUUUUCCGAACUUUGACUAAGGGGAAAAGAAGAGUUUGAAAAUCCCUGCUCCACCGCGUGUAUAUUUCAUUUUACAUGUAUGAUGACAAUAAAUGCUUCUAAUCUUUAAGUUAGAUAUAUAGGUGAGAAAUUAUCAAAGUGGAAGUAAAAUAAUAUUUAAUGAUUUGAAGUGAUUUAAUGGUGUGGUGAUGUUUCAGCCAUUGUUCUGUAUUAUAAGUAUAUAAACAAUAGAGUGCAUUAACACAAUUCUGUAAAAAGUCAAUCUUGUCUUGUGGUGAGUGAUUUGCUGGUGUCCAAGGUUAAGAAUGAACUGUAAACCUGUGACGAAUGGACAAACGUAUAAUAUAUUUACGCUGAUUAAAGACAAAACAGAUGCAGAGAUCUUACAAAGUUUAUAUAUAAAAAGUUAUCAGUAUAUCAGAAGGAUGUUCACAAUACAGAAUGUUCAGAUUUUUUCAAACAUUGAAAAUACAUUAUACCAAAUAUACUUUUACUCUACAUCUACAGUACAGCAUGAAGACUUUCCAACUGUGAUCUUUAUCAUUUGGACUCAACUACCAGAUUGUGGACGACAGCACACUCUGGUGAUGUUACACUGGAGUUUUACUAGACAAGAGCAAUUAACUUUACUAUUGGUGCUCGAAAGUAAAAAAAAAACAAAAACACUUUAAAUAUUGUGAUUAAAAGGUGGUUGCAACUGGUUUGCAACUCCUAAAUCUAUAAACUAUUCUAAACUAAUUUUAUACUUUUAGUGUUGGUAUAAAGAUAUGUUCUGCUCUGGAUCAGAAGGGCAGCAAGUUGGGAAAGUAAAACAAAUAAACCCUGUAAACAUUAGGCCAUACAUUUCAGCCAUUUUACUAGUCAAUAUUUUGGAGUCAGACAAAUAUGAACUCUAUAGCAAGGGGCCUAAAUAGGAUUAAUAUUUCAAGAGUGUUGACAUGAAUUGGUUCGGCUAUAAAGGCACAUUUUGUUAUUUGGACAAUAGUAAAACUAAUUCUCCUCAAAUUGCACAUAAAAAGUCAUUCCCGUGAUCUUGACAUUCAAUGAAUAAAGAAUAAACUGGAACUGUAAAAUGACUAGUUCAUUGUUGAGUGGGCAUAAAUGUAUCAAUUUCAAUUAAUAUAGAUUUAAGGACCAUUUGACCAAAUGUCCACCUGGGUGUAAUUAAAUUAUAAUGCUUAACAGUUCAUCCUGUAAGAAAUCAUGUAGCUAUAUGCACUCAGAAGUAUAACUUCAUUUUUGCAGUUUCACAGUUUCAAUUUUAUCUGAUGAAGAGCAUGUGGAGGCAAUUUUUACAUUUUUUUUUUAAUAUGAAACACAGACUAUACAAAAUUGUAAAAUAACUUACAGUAUAUAAAUAGGAGACAGGAUAGUCCAAAGAUACAAGGCAAAACAUGACAAAAUGGUCCUUAAAUUGUCAGAGAUCAUAGGAAUAACACUUUUAUUUUCAGGUGGAAUUUUAAGUAUAUUUCAUAGGAACUGCAUACACCUUCUGCCACUACCAAUAAUGUAAACCGGUGAUUAGAGACAACUGAAAACAUAACGGCAACCGACUUCUCCAUUUCAGAUAGAGAGCGAUGGCUGCCAUGGUGAGAUGAUAUCAAAGUUCGUCGUGGGGUAUUUCCAGAGCGUGAUCACAGAGGUCUGCAAUGCAAACAGGAUAUGAACAUAAUUAAAUAAAACACAACCACUACAGCAGAACAACCUGAGUGAUGUGCAAUAGACCCGUAAACCCCCA